AAGAGCUGGAAACACCUGAUGGUCUCUUUGGGACAAUCCGCUCCAUAUAACUCUCCUCUUAACUGUCAGAAGAUAAAUCUACCUCCAGGCUUCAUUUUUGUCGAGUUUUUGUUUUGUUUUCUCUUCUGAAAAAAAAAAAGUUACAGAGCCAGCUGAUCUCUCUCUCUCUCUCUCUCUCUCCCUCUCUCUCUCUCUCUCUCUCUCUCUCUCUCUCUUUCUCUCUCUUCUUUCUUCAUCCAAAGAAUUACUGAUAAGGAGACAUUGCACUACUCUUUUUUUUUUUAAUUGUUCCUAUUUAUUGUAUUUUGCACUAACGAUGCACACCACGCAAAAGGACACAACCUAUACGAAGAUUUUUGUCGGGGGUCUUCCCUACCACACCACGGAUUCAAGUCUCAGGAAAUAUUUUGAGGUGUUCGGUGAGAUUGAAGAAGCGGUGGUGAUUACCGACAGACAGACCGGCAAGUCUAGAGGUUAUGGAUUCGUGACGAUGGCGGAUCGCUCGGCUGCAGACCGGGCCUGUAAGGACCCCAACCCAAUCAUUGACGGCAGGAAGGCCAACGUCAACCUGGCCUACCUGGGCGCCAAGCCUCGGGUGAUGCAGCCAGGUUUUACCUUUGGUGUUCCCCAAAUUCACCCUGCGUUCAUCCAAAGGCCUUAUGGCAUUCCGGCCCACUACGUGUACCCUCAGGCCUUUGUGCAGCCUAGUGUGGUCAUCCCUCAUGUGCAGCCUGCAGCCGCUGCACCUGCCACCGCUUCCUCCCCCUACAUCGACUACACCGGAGCCGCCUACGCGCAGUAUUCUGCAGCAGCAGCCAGUGCUGCCGCUGCUGCAUACGAGCAGUACCCCUACGCUGCCUCCCCUGCAGCCGCAGGCUACGUGGCCACCGCCGGCUACGGCUAUGCAGUCCAGCAGCCUUUAGCCACCGCCGCCCCAGGCUCGGCCGCCGCUGCAGCCGCAGCCUUCGGUCAGUACCAGCCCCAGCAGCUGCAAGCUGACCGCAUGCAAUAGCAGCCACUGCAACCACUGGACAUGCAGAGAGAGGAGGCCCGCCCCCAGCCACAGCUGAUUGGUCAGGAGAGGGAGCAACGGAAAAGGAAGAGGGAGUGGCUUUAAGGGUGGUCGUGCCAGCGACUCAGAGGCAGAGUUGCUUUAAAAAGUGAUGAUGAUGAUGGUGGUGGUAGUGAUGAUGAUGAUGGUGAGGUGGGAACUUUUUACGGUAACUUUCCAACUUGCUGUGCUUCAACCAAAAAAUAAGAAAAUGAAAAAAAUUCGCAGAACAAAUAAUGGAAAGUGAUUUACUAUUAUUGUUGUUGUUAUUACUAUGAUUAUUAUUAUUAUCAUUACUAUUAUCAUUGUAGUAGAGUACUUAUUUCUAGAGAAGAAAGGCAGGAACUAAUCCCUGUGGUUGGUAUAGGUGUUAAACUAAGCCGUUAAGUCCUAUUGCUGUCUUUAACGUUAGUUUAGGAAACUGUUCUCUUUCAGUUAUUUGAUGCCCUCAUAACAUUUAUAUUUAUUAUUGUUAUUAUUACACAUUGAGGGCUCUCCUUGUUCUUUUUGUCUUUUCAAGUGCAUUUUUUGGAGUUAAUAUUUUCUGAUAAUCAGGGAAAUGGAACCGUUUCCAACGUGUUAGCUAUUAUUAUGUGACCUCUGUCAGGAAGUCGAGGAGUUGUAACUCGUUGUGUCACACAUAUUUGAAGAACUACCUUUUUAUCUUCCUGAUGCUGAAUGUCCCUUUUUUUACUCUGUGUCUCGACCUCUUAACCUAUGCAAAGCAAACAAAUCACCAGGAGACAAAAAAAAACAAAAACAAAGAAAAGAAACAAAAAAACUGAAAAUGUCAUCAACUCUGACUUGACUCUUGGACUAAAGAGGGACUUGGCAAACAAAACAAAGGCACUGACAACAGGAGAGAGGUUGAAAAUGGCUUCAGACAAUGAGAAACACUAAAUCGGUCGCUUUUCCACAUGUUUCACUCACACGUACACCGACACAUGCAUCCAGAGUUGCACACAUAGCAGUCAAAGACAAAGGCAGCACAGUCGUGUUUCUCUCUGGCUCUGGGAUGGAGAGAAAGAAAGAAAGAAAGAGGGAGAGAGCAGCUGCUGGUGGGGGUGGACAGAGCCGCUCCAGCGCCACACAGACGGAUCACUCUGGAAAGAACGCAUCACUUGUGCUCGUUUGUUGAGCUGUCACAUUUUAAUCCCCGGCCGGGCCCAUUUGGGAACCAACUUUACACCCCUCCACCCAACACAGAGCCCCACAGCAGAG
Seriola dumerili (greater amberjack) is the source of this 2272-nucleotide messenger RNA. RefSeq names its product RNA binding motif protein 24 (gene rbm24a). Gene Ontology annotation, cellular component: cytosol. The coding region runs from base 317 to 1012 and encodes 231 amino acids. NCBI's taxonomy places the organism in Eukaryota, Metazoa, Chordata, Actinopteri, Carangiformes, Carangidae. The transcript has 4 exons. Gene Ontology annotation, molecular function: mRNA 3'-UTR binding. The record is from RefSeq and is a predicted model, not a curated record.